Molecule: messenger RNA, 6600 nt
Organism: Clupea harengus (Atlantic herring)
Lineage: Eukaryota; Metazoa; Chordata; Actinopteri; Clupeiformes; Clupeidae
Gene: hecw1b
Product: HECT, C2 and WW domain containing E3 ubiquitin protein ligase 1b
Exons: 30
Coding region: 1457-6439 (1660 amino acids)
Biological process (GO): regulation of dendrite morphogenesis; protein ubiquitination; ubiquitin-dependent protein catabolic process
Cellular component (GO): cytoplasm
Molecular function (GO): protein binding; ubiquitin protein ligase activity
Source: RefSeq, a predicted model, not a curated record
CUUGGUCCUUUCUUGUCUUUGCGAGUCUGUUUUGGUGUUUUGUUUUGUUAUUUUGCUAUGUAGCCUAAUGGCUUGUCUCCAACCAGUUUAAAGUCUUCCUUAGUUGCCUAUUACUCCCUGAGGGUUUCCUUUUGUCUGUCAUUUCCUAUAGUUUAAUGGCUUGUGUUUUUUCUGUAGCUUACUUUCUCUUCUUUCUUUUCUAGCUUUUGUUUUCAGUAAUUCCCCUCCCUAGAGUGUUUGCCAGUGGUAAUAUAACCAUGCUGUCUGUCUGGGCCCUGAUUUUUAGAUGUAUACUGAUGAUAAUAAAACCUUUUCUAUUUUUGAUUUUUUUUUCUAAUAAACAAAUUAUGGGAUUCACGACUCUUGUGUGGUGUGUUUGAACCAGUGUUUCUAAGGCCGGUGUGCCUAGUUGAAUGUUAGUUUAAUAUUCUCUGGGUGAAAUUCCUUGGGUGGCGUAGUCUGGCUACUUAGACAGGGCUGUGGGGCUCCCCCUUAUUUGAUCAAGUUCAGUUUGAAUUCUAGUUUUAUUGUUUUGGGUUUUUUGUUCAGUUCCAUUAUCCAUAUUCGUGGUUUGAUGUAUCUGUUAAUUGUUCUCUUAUCCUUUCUCUUUUUACUACUUUUAAUUACUUUACUUUUAAUUCUUACUACUUUUACUUAUAUUCGUUUUAGCUUUUCCUUGCUUACCUUCUUUUUCUUGUUUUUAUUUUGUUAUUUUGGUCUUUUUUUCAUUCUUUCAAUUUAAUUGCUUUUAUGUCCUAUAUGUCUUUUUAAUCUCUUAAUCAAUUUUCUUUUCUUCUUUAUUGUAACUGUCAAUUGAUUUGCCUCGACCGGAAAGCACUUUGGUUAAACUCUUGUUGUUUUUAAAUGCUGUAUAAAGAAAUGUGAUUUCACUAUGGCACUUGUCUUUUAGCGCUCUCCGAUAAACAGCUCUCUGCUUCAGCGUAUGAUCCAUGUGUAACCUGACAAAUUGAAGUGAUCAAUUCCGGAUGCAUUGAUUUAGCACGUGUGCUUCAUCCACUGACCACGGCUAGAGGUGCGCUUGCUCAAGAUACAAAAGCGUGCAUGCGCAAAGGAGGACAACUGAGGGGCGGGUGGACCAGGCGUAGAAAUCACACAGAUCGCUCGCCCAUUGGUUGCAACCGUGCUGGUACCCAGGAAAGAGGAAGGAGGCUCCAUCAAGCAACUAACAGAUCGCAAAUGAUGCUGGGAGAGGGACGCUGCGUGAUGGCGAAUACAGGACUGCUUGUAUCAGUGCAACAUCGGAAAAUGUCCUCUGGGAUUUGAGGGAUCGCGUUUGGAGUAUGAUUCACCGUCAGGUCAUACUGUCUCAGAGUCCUCCGCUCCUCUGAAGUGCCUACCCAUGAUGCAUUGCCCCGGUAGCACCCUGCCUACACUCUGAUUGGGCGCUUCAGUGCUGUAGAACUUGUACCAGAACCGGAUUCUCGGGCUGGCCAUCAUGGCCUCCCCGUCUCGCAUCUCCCAGAACCGCCGGCGUUCCAAGGAUCCGAUCCGGCACAGCUUCAACCCGGAGCAGUUCCCCAACGUGGACUUCCAGAAUGGCGUUCCAGAGGACCUGGUAGGCCUGCCACGCUCCACAAGCGACACAGACCUGGUGACCUCGCACAGCCGAUCCACGCUGGCCGUCAGUGCCUCCCACUACACCAUUGGCCAAUCACAGGACAUCACCCUCAGCUGGGACAUUAAGGAUGAGGUGGACGCGGGGGACUGGAUCGGGAUGUACCUUUUUGAUGAAGUCCUGUCGGAGAACUUUUUGGACUACAAGAACCGCGGCGUGAACGGCUCCCACAAAGGCCAAAUAGUGUGGAAGAUUGAGGCCAGCUCCUAUUUUGUGGAGCCGGAGACUAAGAUCUGCUUUAAGUAUUACCACGGAGUGAGCGGUGCACUGAGAGCCACCACCCCCAGUGUGACAGUGAAAAACCCCUCUGUACCGGUGUUUAAGCCUCCGUCUGCAGAGGAUGUUCCGCAGAGCCAGGGCAGCAGAAGACUUAUCAGCUUCUCACUCUCAGACUUCCAGGCCACGGGGCUGAAGAAGGGCAUGUUCUUUAACCCAGACCCGUACCUGAAGAUUGCCAUCCAGCCCGGCAGGCACAGCAUUUUCCCUGCGCUGCCUCACCACGGCCAGGAGAAACGCUCCGGCAUCGUCUGCAACACUGUCAACCCCGUCUGGCAGAGGGAGCGGUUUAGUUUCGUCUCUCUGCCCACGGAUGUCCUGGAGAUCGAGGUGAAGGACAAAUUUGCCAAAAGCCGCCCCAUCAUCAAGCGCUUCCUGGGAAAGCUGUCCAUGCCCGUCCAGAGACUGCUGGAGAAGCACGCUAUCGGGGAUCGGGUUGUCAGUUACUCGCUGGGCCGUAGGUUACCCACGGAGCAUGUCAGCGGUCAACUACAGUUCAGAUUUGAGAUCAACUCCUCAAAUCACCCAGAUGAUGAGGACAUGUCCCUGAGCACGGAGCUUGAGUGUGCAACCGUAUUAGAGGUGAGCGAGAGGGAGGAGGACGGACAGGAGGAGGAGGAGACAGGAGCUCCACGGCGCUCCCCCCAGACCGAGGAUGCCAUCAGCCUGGACCAGGCAGCUCCAGAGCUACCACUGGACGGGGAGCCUGAGGGCGGGCCCGAUAUCCCCAUGGACACAGAACCGGUGUCUGUGUCCGCAUCUGCGCCAGGGGGGGCAUCAGGCCCUGCAGAGGCCCAUGAGGAGCAACAGAGCCAGCGACAGCAGGAGAGGGAGGAUCAGGGAGGAGUGGGGGAGGUGGAGGAGGAGAGGAGAAGCCCCAGGGGACAGGAUGAAACAAAGCCCCAGAUAGGAGAGAGAUGCCUGGGGAGCGAGGCUGUGGCAACCCCCUCGUGGGAGCAGGAGUGUGGAAGUGAGGCAGCACCUGCUGAGGCAAUGGAAGUGGGAGGAGAGGAGCCUGAGGCUGCUGCUGCUGCUGCUGCUGCUGCUGGAGCUGCUCAGGAGGGUAGCAAUGGAGCGAUGCCACUGACAGCACUGGCACCAGCAUCAGAAGAGCAGGCAGAAGCAGGUACAAGCUGCGGAGCUGAGGCCUUGCUGGAGCCAGUGACAGAGCAGCAGCAGCAGCAGCUCCAUCAGGAGGUGGAGGAGAUGGACGGAGGGGAGGUGGAGCCGGAGGAGGUCUGCUCGCUGCGCGUGCGCACCACACCCCGGAGGAAGCCGCGGCCCUGCUCGCUGCCCGUGUCCGAGCUGGAGACGGUGAUCGCCUCGGCGUGCGGCGAGCCCGAGACGCCGCGCUCGCACUACAUUCGCAUCCACCGGCUGCUCCACAGCCUGCCCUCCGCCCACGAACAGGACCUGGUCGAAACCCACGACAACAACCACACCACCAACACCAACCACAACCAGCAGAAGCCAGCGGGGAGCCAGGAGGAAGAGGAGGAAGAUGAUGACGAAGAGGAUGAUGAUGACGAUGUGGUGCUGGAGCCCCACGCCCCGCUCUCGCCCAACGGCACGCCGUGCCCCCGCAGGACGCUGCCCCGCAGCCGCUCAGUGGAGCGUCUCUCCGACCUCAUCCACCAGCUGGACAGAGAUGGCCGGCCACUGGACACACAGGGCACUGGCGGCACCUCUGGGGCCUCAGGAGGAGGAGGAGGAGGAGGAGGAGGGGAGAGUGAGGAAGAGCUGAGUCCCGUGCCCUGCUGCAGUCACGCGGCUCAAGGCGCACUGGGCGGUGCCCAUGGGAGAGCCCUGUCACUCGACAGCGCACGCUGCUCCAACAGCACCGUCUUCUCCUCUCAGGAGGAGGAGGAGGAGGAGGAGGAGGACUAUGAUGAAGAUGGGGCCCGGCUUGUCAACGGUGUCCUGGACUCCGACUCGGACCAUGGGCUGGGGGCCCAGUGCAGGGAGCCAGGGGACGGACGGCCGCAGUGGGAGGAGGCCCCCUCCACCCAGGUCCAGAGCCCCCAGAGCAGUGUGGGUAAUGGGGUGUCACCUGUGGCGGGGCCCAGCAGCAGGACUGGACGUGAUUGUCCUUUGCCCUGUAGUCACCCAGCAGUCAGUCAGCUCCCGGCUCUACGGCCUGAUCCCCACCAUUACCCAACCAUCGACGAGCCUCUCCCACCCAACUGGGAGGCACGUAUCGACAGCCACGGCCGGGUUUUCUACGUGGACCACAUCAACCGCAACACCACCUGGCAGAGGCCCACGACCGCUGCCACUCCAGACGGCCUUCGCCGCUCCGGCUCCGUCCAGCAGAUGGAGCAGCUCAACAGGAGGUAUCAAACAAUUCAGAGAACCAUGGCAACAGAGAGGAGAGACGAAGAGGGAAACAGCUCCAGAGGCGAGACAGCGGGCAACAGUGAGACUGACUCACCACCACUCGCCCAUGAGUCGAGAAGGGAUACACCCUGCUCUCCAGGCCACUGUCAGAAGAUCACCCAGCUGCUCCAGAGUCCGGCCGUCAAAUUUAUCACCCACCCAGAGUUCUUCACUGUUCUCCAUGCCAACUAUGGUGCUUACCGGAUGUUCACCAACAGCUCCUGCCUCAAACACAUGAUCCUGAAGAUCCGGCGAGACGCUCGUAACUUCGAGCGCUACCAGCACAACCGCGAUCUGGUCACCUUCCUCAACAAGUUUGCCGACGCCCAACUGGAGCUUCCACGGGGAUGGGAGAUCAAGACAGACCCUCAGGGCAAGUCGUUCUUUGUGGACCAUAACAGCCGUGCCACCACCUUCAUAGACCCCCGUAUCCCGCUGCAGAACGGCAGGCUGCCCAAUCAUCUCACACAUCGCCAGCAUCUGCAGAGACUACGCAGCUACAGUGCAGGAGAGGCAUCUGAAGUGUCCCGCAGUCGUGGGGUGUCUCUGCUCACGCGGCCGGGGAACAGCCUUGUGGCCGCCAUACGCAGCCAAAGCCAGCAGGAGCCAGUGCCAUUAGCCUACAAUGAUAAGAUUGUGGUGUUUCUACGGCAACCCAACAUCUUUGAGGUGCUACAGGAGCGGCAGCCGAGCUUUGCCCGGAAUCACUCGCUGAAAGAGAAGGUUCACCACAUCCGCACAGAGGGGACUCAGAGACUGGAAAAGCUCUCCUGUGAUGCUGACCUGGUCAUGCUGCUGAGUCUGUUCGAGGAGGAGAUCAUGUCCUACGUCCCCUUGACCACCUUUCACCCGAGUUUCAGCUUCUCCCCCAGAUGUUCCCCAGGAUCCUCACCCCAGAACUCACCAGGCAUUCAGGAGCGGCUGCCCCUGCUCCCAGCCUGCUGUCUGCCUAUCGAUAGCUCACCAGGUACACAAAGAGCGCGAGCACCAGCCCCCUAUCGCAGAGACUUUGAGGCCAAACUCCGUAACUUCUACAGGAAGCUGGAAGCCAAAGGAUACGGCCAGGGCCCUGGAAAGAUCAAGCUGAUAGUCAGGCGAGAUCACCUGCUGGAGGGCACCUUUAACCAGGUGAUGGCCUACUCACGGAAGGAACUGCAGAGGAACAAACUCUACAUCACGUUUGUCGGAGAGGAAGGUUUGGACUACAGCGGGCCGUCACGCGAGUUCUUCUUCCUGCUCUCCCAGGAGCUCUUCAACCCGUACUACGGCCUGUUUGAGUACUCCGCCAAUGACACUUACACCGUCCAGAUCAGCCCCAUGUCCGCCUUUGUGGAGAACCAUCUGGAAUGGUUCCGUUUCAGCGGCCGUAUCCUUGGUCUAGCCCUAAUCCACCAGUACCUGCUCGAUGCCUUCUUCACGCGACCAUUUUACAAAGCCCUGCUCAGACUAGCAACUGACCUCAGUGACCUGGAGUACCUGGAUGAGGAGUUCCACCAGAGUUUACAGUGGAUGAAAGACAACGACAUCACCGAAGUCCUGGACCUCACCUUCACUGUCAACGAGGAGGUCUUCGGUCAGGUAACGGAGAGGGAGCUGAAAUCGGGCGGAGCAAACAUCCAGGUGACGGAGAAGAACAAGAAGGAGUACAUUGAUCGAAUGGUGAAGUGGAGGGUGGAGCGAGGGGUGGUGCAGCAGACGCAAGCGCUGGUCAGAGGCUUCUACGAGGUGGUGGACUCUCGGCUGGUGUCUGUGUUUGAUGCCAGAGAGCUGGAACUGGUCAUCGCAGGAACAGCCGAGAUCGACCUGAACGACUGGAGGAACAACACAGAGUACCGAGGAGGCUACCAUGAUGGGCACAUUGUGAUCCGGUGGUUCUGGGGAGCCGUGGAGCGCUUUAAUAAUGAGCAGCGCCUGCGUCUGCUCCAGUUUGUGACGGGCACCUCCAGCGUGCCCUACGAGGGCUUCACUGCACUGCGCGGCAGCAAUGGCCUCCGCCGCUUCUGCAUCGAGAAGUGGGGCAAGAUUACCUCACUGCCCAGGGCUCACACAUGCUUUAACCGUCUGGAUCUACCCCCCUACCCUUCCUAUACGAUGCUCUAUGAGAAACUGCUCAUCGCUGUGGAGGAGACCAGCACGUUUGGCCUGGAGUAAUGACUCCUCACCUGUAGGCCUAUCCAGCACGUUUGGCCUGGAGUAAUGACUCCUCACCUGUAGGCCUAUCCAGCACGUUUGGCCAGGAGUAAUGACUCCUCACCUGUAGGCCUAUCCAGCACGUUUGGCCAGGAGUAAUGACUCCUCACCUGUAGGCCUAU